Bombina bombina (fire-bellied toad) is the source of this 2773-nucleotide messenger RNA. Its product is annotated as TRPM8 channel-associated factor homolog. Bases 1 to 2688 code for a protein of 895 amino acids. The record is from RefSeq and is a predicted model, not a curated record. The transcript has 7 exons. Lineage: Eukaryota; Metazoa; Chordata; Amphibia; Anura; Bombinatoridae.
AUGGUUGCUAAUGAAGAUUACCGCUCACUUGUUCAAGGUGUGAACUCUCUGGAUUUCUCUGGGGACAAUAUUCCCUGCAAGCUGCUUCUAGAUGGAGAUUCCGCAUUCCCAGUGAUAGUGACCCCUGCAAAGGACGUGCUUAUUGCUGCCUCUCGCUAUGGGAAGGGUCGUGUGGUUGUUACCGCUCAUGAAUCAUAUCUGGACAGACAGCAGCUGACCACUUUCCUGCAGAAUGUUGUGUCCUGGCUGGAGCCAUCCCCAGGAUCGGUCAUUGGGGUGCAGAGUAACCUAGACCUCCUGGCUCAGACACUUUCUGCUGUAGACUGCACUGUUGAGAGGACCUCUGGCCUAAAACCAGGACUUGGAGUGCUGUGUAUUAGUGGCUAUGAUGACCAUGAAGCCCAGAGCAUCAUUUCCUUUGUGCGUGAAGGAGGAGGGCUUCUGAUUGGUGCCCAGGCCUGGAACUGGUCCUACAGCCACAAAGAGGAAAAUGUUCUACUCAAAUUCCCUGGAAACAAAAUAACAUCAGUUUCUGGGGUGUACUUCACUUCUGUGUAUGGCGAAAAGGGGAUAUUUAAUGUGAGCCCAGAAAUGCCCAGAGGCCCAUUCUACAUGCCAACUGACUUCUCCUCUGAUCUGAAGCAUCUUCUGCAAGGUGUGUCUCAUCUGAACAUUAGUGGAGAAGCUUUACCCUCAGAACUACUUCUGCAUGGGGCUUUGACAUUUCCUAUUGGUCUGAGUGGUACGAAUCAAUGUUUUCUGGCUGGUGCAUAUUAUGGUAAAGGUCGAGUAGUUGUAGGAACACAUGAAAGUCAACUGUCAUCACCACAACUCCAGCAAUUUAUUCUGAAUGCCAUAUCAUGGUUGGACAAGGGGAGGAAGGGACAGAUUGGUGUUAACAAGAGUGUUCAAAAUCUCUACAAACUAUUGCAGCAAGAAAAUGUCCCCAGCAAGGUGACAAAUCUGGUUGCUGAUAUCAGUGUGUACUGCUGUGACUCAUAUAGUAACCAUGAGGCAGAAGCCAUCCAGAAGUUUGUAGCAGAAGGAGGUGGUCUCUUUAUUGCAGGUCAUGCAUGGUAUUGGUCCUAUCAGAAUUCAAGUCGUGAGGUGCUUUCUGAUUACCCAGGCAACAAGAUCCUGAAUAAAUUAGGAAUCAGUAUUCUGACAAGCACUGUUAAACAAGACAAUUAUAAGGCCUUAAAUCCUGAUGAAGCCUCAAAAUGUUAUAUUUUCCGUAAAGCUCUUAGUCAGUUGCUUAUUGACUUAAAAAGUGGAGCAGAUUUUAAACCCCCACUGAGCUACUGGCUUCCCAGAUUUAGACAGGAUGUCUCAAGAUUCAUGAGGCUUCCAGGUGGCCCUCUGAUUUCUGCUAUACAGCAAAAGUUGAUUCAUAGGAUGCAGAAUUGUGAGAUGCCAAAUAUCAGCAAACAGUGUCCCGUGGAAAGUGGAUCCAAAGAAGCAUUGAUGGUGUGUUUGGCUUAUGAGGUCAGUUGUUUGAGCGUGGAUUCUCAAGAACUCGAUGAAAAUUAUUCUUCAGUAACCGUGCAAAUUGAUGGUACAAACCCAGGUCAUGAUGCCUGGAGAAGCACAGGACUUUAUCUUCCACCCAGAAGAACAGCGACUCUUCUGUUCCCAGCCACAGUUAUGGGGAAAGGCCUUGAGGUGCAAGUUGGUUGUCACACUGAUGACCUGAGCAGCGCAGACAAGUUAUGCCGUGCACCAGUGGUGACCCGCAGAUUGUGUGUUGAUUGUGAGAAGAUGUCUGUGUCAUGCUUCUGGGGAGGACUUCUUUAUAUCAUUGUUAAAGAGAAGAAAGAAUUGGGGAUGAUCCCAGUUACAGUGUAUGGAGCAGAGCCAGCCCCGACCUUUAUUCAUGGUCAGACAACCCUCUCGUCAUGGAAGGAUAUGAUCAGCCAUUCCCUAUCUCCAUGGUCUGAGCUGAUCACAGAAAACAUCAUCUUGACUGUACCCACUGACUCUGUACGAUCACUGGAAGACCCUGAGCCUCUGCUCUCUCUGUGGGACAAAUGCAUGAAUGCCAUCACUGACCUUGCUGCAAGUUCCAAGAAAUUCCCACGGCCUGAGAGAUUUGUGACAGAUGUGCAGAUCUCUGCUGGUUGGAUGCACGCUGGGUACCCUAUCAUGUGCCACUUAGAAUCAGCCGGUGAACUCACAAAUAUCCAAAAUAUACAGCGUUCAGGCUUUUGGGGACCCAUUCAUGAGCUUGGACACAAUCAGCAACAAAAUGUGUGGGAGUUUCCCUCACACACCACAGAGGCCACGUGUAACCUCUGGUCUGUGUAUGUGCACGAGACAGUGCUGGGGAUACCACGGGAUCGCGCCCACCCUGAUUUAAAGCCAGAUGAGCGAAGUAAGAGAAUGAAAACGUACUUGCAGAAUGGGGCGAAGCUGAAGGACUGGAGUGUAUGGACCGCACUGGAGACCUAUUUACAGUUGCAGGAAGCCUUCAGCUGGGACCCAUUUAAGAAGCUCUUCGCUGAAUACCAGACCAUGCCCGGCAUAAAGAAUGAAAAUAAUUACAAGAUGAAUCUGUGGUCGCAGAAGUUCUCUCAGGCUGUGCAGAAGAACCUGGCUCCUUUCUUCAAGGCCUGGGGCUGGCCCCUAGAGGACGAAACAUGCAAACAGCUGUCUGCACUCCCUGAGUGGGAGAAUAAUCCUAUGAAGUAAUCUGUUAAACCAAAAUGAGUUAUACUCAGUAUUACACUGUGUGCCUAUAGCUUUUUAUUUUCCAAAUUACAAAUAUGGACACUGU